Messenger RNA from Diospyros lotus (date-plum), 1973 nucleotides. RefSeq lists its product as uncharacterized. NCBI's taxonomy places the organism in Eukaryota, Viridiplantae, Streptophyta, Magnoliopsida, Ericales, Ebenaceae. Bases 178 to 1728 code for a protein of 516 amino acids. Gene Ontology annotation, biological process: negative regulation of translation. Gene Ontology annotation, molecular function: rRNA N-glycosylase activity. The record is from RefSeq and is a predicted model, not a curated record. The transcript has 2 exons.
AAUGCCCAAGCCCAAAUGUUACCCUUACCCCCACCUUGCAAACCCUUCUCUUCCGAACGCAGAUAACCCCUUCUGCAAAACCUUCUCCCUCUCGCGCUCGCUGCCUCUCUUAGUCUCUCUCGCUCUCGCUCGCAAAUCUAAAAUCUCAAGUACGGCACUGUCUGCAAAUCCAAAUUAAUGGCAGAGGAAGUAGAAUUCACUGAGGAGUUCAAUGUAGACGAGACAAGACAGACCACUGAUUGGGCAACUUACAGGCAAUUCAUCAACUCCUUGCGGGGUCGAUUAGGCGAGAGAUUUUCCCACAACCGACCUGUGCUUCCCCCUCAGCAGAAUCCUCCAUCUCGAUGGUUCCACAUCAUUCUGCGAACCGAGUCUCACACAAUCACCCUAAGGAUCCGCCGAGAUAACCUCUACCUCGAUGGCUACCAAAUGGAGGAUGGUCAAUGGUUAGAGUUCAGAAGUGGGUCGUCCCAACUCAUCCCUGGAUCCACCUUCCUGCCCUUCGAUGGUGGAUACAAUGAUUUGCAGCGGGUAGCCAGGGUAGACAUGGAUAGCCUAAAUCUUAGCCAGAACCAACUCACAACUGCUGUAAACCAGCUUGCUGUCUCCACCAAUGAUCAAGAGAGGGCACGAUACUUGAUUGUUGUAAUUCAGAUGAUCUGCGAGUCCAUCAGGUUCGAACGUAUAUCAAACCAUCUAGCUGCUACAUUUCGAGACAGUUUGCCACCACCAAAUUGGAUGCUAGCCUUAGAGCACGGUUGGGAAGACGUUUCAGCCGCUUUGUUACGCCAGGAUGCGGAUCCAGAUUACGGUUUCCGACUUCCGCAACCAAAUGAUAUGGGGAUACAGAUAGCUGAACAGGCAGCCAAUGAUAUUGGUAUCAUGCUGGGACUAUGUUUCGGGCCUAGUGGAAUAUCAGCAAGGUUUCCUCGUAUGGCAUCCGAAUACCAUGGUCAGUGCUCCGUUGAAGGACGACCGAUGGUGGAGGUGUUCUCCGUGCGCAUCAACAACAUUGAUGGGGAGAACCCUGGUGAUCUCUAUGGAACAAUCGCUGUUUCAGAUGGAUUGGGUACUCAAUACAUUUACAACCGAGAGAGGGAUCAGUAUCAAUCCAUCUAUCCGGGAGAUAAUGCUUCACUAACUGGCCCUUCUUUGAGAGCCAUCUCAGCUUAUGGGGAUUUCACCAUUAGUCUUGCUUUAAUGGAUAAGGAUGCUGACCUAUCCCCGGACGAUGAGAUCAGUAAUGGGCAGAUUUCAUGGAACGUUUUCCAAACCAAUAAUGUGUAUGACCAGCUCUUGAGUGAAGAGGUUCCAGGAAAGUAUGGUUCGGCAACAGUGUACUAUACAGUUUUUUCCAAUGCGGUGCAGGCCACUAUCGAGGUUAAACUCAUAAAUGGAGAUGGGGAAGAUCCGGCCGAUGUUUAUGGGCGAAUAACUGCUCGUAGUAGCAGCAACAACAAUGAAAGUACAUUGUUUGAUUGGACAUCAGAUGAUUACAAACAGGUACGACCUCAAUACCUUAUUCCGCUGUCAAGAUCAAUAGUAGCUGUGCCAUUUGACUCGGAACUCAUAGUUCGAGCUAAGCUGUACGACUACGACACCCUUUCUUCUGAUGACGAGAUUGCCAACGGCACCGCUGAGUUCCCCGCUCGAACUUCCGGAAUAUUUUAUAAGAGUAUUUACGGCGAAUAUGGCGAGGUUCAAGUGAAGGUCACUUGGUAUGUCUAAGUCAUCAAUUCUGCAUGCGCGCUGCUUAAAUAAAUUCCAUGUUACUCCAUAUAUUUUCCAGUGUGAAGCAAUAAGGCAAGUGGCAGUGUUUGUUUGUUGUGUUGUGUUGUAUGGGUUUGGAGCUUUUUCUGUUAAUCUGUUUUUCUUGCUUUCUAGUGUACAAGUUUUAGCUUGUGGACCUUUCAAUAAAUUCCUUUGUUUGUUGUGUUUCAAAAUAAAAUCUUAUUAUUUUAAUUUCUAUGUAA